Colletotrichum gloeosporioides is the source of this 3873-nucleotide messenger RNA. RefSeq lists its product as uncharacterized. NCBI's taxonomy places the organism in Eukaryota, Fungi, Ascomycota, Sordariomycetes, Glomerellales, Glomerellaceae. Bases 1 to 3873 code for a protein of 1290 amino acids. The record is from RefSeq and is a predicted model, not a curated record. The transcript is spliced from 9 exons.
AUGUUUGGCCUACCUAACUUGCCAGAACCACUGCAUUUCUUGCAAGAAAAAUGUUUUGAAGACGACUAUCUUCCCCCACAGCGUUUGAAGCUUGCAGGUCUGCCCUACAAUGAAGACAGUCGCUCAAUUCAUGACGUCUGCCUGGACAUCUUCGGCACUCCCGAUCCUCUGAUAGACCAAUUCUCCAAAUUGAGUUUCAAUGAUGUUUACGGUGAUGGCGAUAGCGAUGGGGAACCUGAGCGCGGGGCCAGCAGCCGCGGUCUUGGUAGCGAGGCUAUUACGUCUUAUUUGGACGCAGCCAAGGCAGCCAAAGACGAGGACGUGCUCGGGUCCGAACCGAAAGCUACAUCUGGGGAUAUCAAUACGAAUGAUGUUCGAAACCCAGAGACAUACCUUGAACCAAAGUUCGUGGACACCAGUCGGAAAAGCGGCAUCACGUACCAGGAUGCACCGCAAGCUCCUUCAAAGCUCCUCGACUACUUUGAGGAGCAACGUCAAGAAGCUCAAGACCUCUCAGAGCUUCCAACAUCCCUCCAGGCGAAUGGUCCUCCAGAUGUCGGUCCAGGAGACUUCCGAAUCGUCAAGCCCAAGCUCAAGCUCGCCUGCCCAUAUCUCAAGCACGAUCCCGCCACUUACGGAGAACGACCAAGCUGCCGUGGUCCUUCUUUUGCUACCACACAUAGGUUGAAUAUAUUCUCUACAGACGACGAGGUCGCCGGUCACCUGCUUUCAAAAGCCUCCUGUGAACGUUCUCUACACCUCACAGUGGAGGGCUUUGACGCUUUGCAGAAGGAGAAGCUGCAAAGCAAGAGGCGAGGAUGGGCUAAAUCGGAAGUAGAAAAAUGGGUGGACAUUUAUCGGAUUCUUUUCCCGGAUUGCAAUGAUAUCCCAGACCCAUACUACCACCCCAACUUCAACGGCGUAACGCCAGGCCCGCCUACAGCUCGCAAUGAACACGCGCUCGACAUUGAGAGCAUUUUCCCACGAGAGCUCCCACCAGAGCUGGAAGAAGAGGCCUUUAGAAAGCUCGGAGAAGUGAUAGGGUCACAACAAUGGGACAGGCGAAAACGGAGGAAGGUGGUGCAUGUAUUCCAGACUGCAUUCCAGACAUACGCUGCCAAGGUCCUUCAACAGCCACAAGACACAACUUCCGGCGAGGCGUCAGUGCAAAGAUCAGAAACCGAAAAGGAAUCCGACGAACCCAAGACCGAAUCCAACACGACGCUGAGUUCAACCCAUUCUCCGCCAGAAGCCAAGACAUCGUCCUCAACAGCUGCCCUUGGCGAAUCCCACAUGCAAAGGUCGCGAAGCGUCUCACAUGAGACGUUCACCGACACACACGCAACCAAGGACAAUGGCUCGCCUCCGUUACAGAUUAGAGACUUCAACUUCGGCGAUGAUCUGAACUUACAAUGCUGGCCUGAGUGGAACCGAGGUUAUUGGCGUGUCCACUCAUCCAAGUGGCCUCUCCAAUCACCCCUUUUUCAAUCUUUUAGCGGUUUCCCCAACCCAAGCCGUCCAGCAAAUGCCGAAGACAAGAGUAAGGACGACGACAGUGAAGAAUACGACAGUGACGACGGUAGGUACAGUCCAGUAGCUGACAAGCCCAGAUCUAGACACUAUGUAUGGUGCAGCGGUUGGAAACUUCAGGCCACGACGAUGGCCAAAGCGAGUUACUACUAUCGAGCCCAUACUUUGUCCGCGGAGAAAGCAAGGUACUACUACUCCAUCGACAACACCAUCAAUGAGAUGUCCCGGGAAAUCGCCCGAGGUCUUCGGCCAAGGCUUCAGCUCCCUGUAUGGACAUGGAGCAUGUCAGAUCAUCGUGGCUUCUGGUCAACCAUAUCACGUCACGGAAGGGGUACAAGGUAUCCUUUUGUCAACUUGGGUUUAGACUUCAUCUACAUCCAUGAGAGAGGCUGGCCUGAGCUACAGGCGACGGUGGAUAAGAGACACCACAGAUGGAUGCGUAGCAUCUGCAAUCUCUUACUCGACACCGAAAUUAACGUGAAUGCAGGAUCAGAAGACGAAGCAAGACGCGAGAUUAUCAAGGGAUUCACAGAAGAUAACUUGCGGUUAUGGAGAGCGAGGCACCAUCUGCCGGAUCUCAAGGUCAUUAAGCGCGUGCUCGCGGACGGGAUGCCGCAGGUUCUGGACGAGUGGGCGUACUUCCAAACGAGGUAUCUGCUUCGCGAGGCAUACGACGAGCAUUGGCGGCGCACACGACAAGAGAUUGCCACGGAAACCCAGUGGUUGCCCGCGAUAAUGUCACCUACGAUCAAGACCGAGGCCGUCACACCGCCGAUGGCGGGCCGGGACGACACUGAAGGAUUGGCGAGCCGAAUGUCGGGGCUGGAUCUCGACGCCUUCCCCACGCCGCCGACGUUUCGCAAACGCCAGUCGAUGGGGUCGCCGACCAAGGUCAAGUUUGAGAAGAGCUUUGACUGGAAGAGCGUGUUCAACGGCAAGAAGGAGGACAAGCAUGAGAUCGACGGCCUCCAGUCUCAUGCUUCUUGGCCUGCGCCAGUGCAGCAUCCCCAACAGACAGCGCAAUUCCCGGCACCAGUGGCAAAGAGCUUUGAUUUCUCAAAUUUCGGAAGAGAACACAGCCCUCAAUUUGAACUUCCUGCCCGUAGUCCUGACCAGCCUCCGUUUCCCAUCCCGCAGCGUUCAACGUCCAAGCACAAUCGCGUCAAAUCUUACUCGCAGGGAACGUUCCAUUUCGAAGAAUGCGGCGAACAGGUCAUCACUCCACCUGCUGCCGAGCUUGAAGGGCCGACACUGGCGCCUCCAUUGGCCUGUCCUUAUCUCAAGCACGACCCCAAGACGUAUGGCCAGAGAAGAGGUUGCAGAGGGGCCUCGUUCACCUCUACGCACAGGUUGAAGACGCAUAGGCAAAAGCCAAACUGCCCGCGUUGUCGCAUGACGUUUUCCGCAGAGGCCGACGUGCGUGAGCAUCUCAAGUCGCAAAGUCUGUGUGAGGUUCUUGAAGGGGUGUCUGUCGAGGGGUUCGAUGAGGUUCAGGAGAAGCAACUGAAAAGCAAGAAGCGCGGAAGGGUUGUGAAGUCCGAGCAGGACAAGUGGAAAGAGAUCUACCGGAUACUCUUUCCAGACAGCAGCGAGAUUCCCGAUCCUUUAUACAGUCUCGCUUUUGACGACACAACCCCGACCGGCCCUGCUCAAGCAGACCACCAAGAUGCCGAGGCCAUCUUCAAGCAGCCAGUUCCUCGCAAGUUGGAGGAAGAAACGUUAUCGUUGAUGGAGGAUGCCGUCGGUGGCCAGUUGAACACGAAGAAGAGGAGGAAAAUCAUGGACGUUUGCAAGGAUUUCGCCAUCAAGAUGCUCCGAUCGCCGAGGAAAGGCAAGAGUUCCGCGACAAGAAGCAAGGAACUUGCGAGGAAAGCGACAAUCACCACAAGCCCCGCCACCCCAGGAAGCCUCGAUCGGACACAGGGCUCGCCGGAUUCGAGCCACAGACCUCGGACAUCAGAGGCCCCAGGACCGAUGUUGAUGCUCUCCUUGGACGGCGCGUUGGAGACGGGGUCGAAGGUGGCUCCGGAGGCGGGGCUCUCGACAAUGGAUACUCAUUGGGCUCUUCCGGAACAAGGGGGAUUCGACAUGGGGCAGGAAUUCGAUUUCAGCGACUGGCCGCUGUGGAACCAGGCGCUUGCGGAGGGAUCAAGCUACGGCUGGUCCAAUGGUGGAAUGGGCUCUCCAUACAAGAUGACUUUUGAGGAAGCGCAGGGUAAUGCGGGUAAUCAAGGAUAUGAGGGCGUGCCCUUGUCGAGCUGCGGCGUAACUGACCAUGGUUCAAGUGUAGAAGUUGGCAUCAACAGUCAUCAAAUUGGCGCCACUGCCGAAGCGCUGAGAUGA